UUAUUUCGAAUAUUGAUGGUGACGACGUGUAUGAAUACAAUAUGGCGGCGAAAAGGAGUGAAGAGUUUUAAUUUCCAAGUGAUAUGUCGUAAUUCCUUUUAACAAGAAGCACAAACACCAUCGAAGAUGGCAGAAAUGGAGACACUGUACAAACAAACUAACAAAUUAACAUUGGAAAUCCAGGGGCUUCUCAACAAAUUGGCUACAAGCAGGGGCGAGGAUGCCAAUGAUCUUGAAAACCGCAUUGAAUCAAAUUUACAAACCAUUGCAUCCAACUGCGAGAGAUUGAGCAUUUUAGCAAAUAAAGAACCAACACACAAAAGGCAAAAUUCUAAAUUGAAGGUUGACCAACUCAUUUAUGACCAGCGCCAUUUGGGGGCUGCGUUAAGAAACUACAGACAGAAACAAAUGUUACAGAGAAGGGAAGACCAGGAAAGAGAGGAAUUAUUACAAAGAAAAUUUACAGCAAAUAAUGGAGAUACAUCUAUAAUGAUUGACCAUGCUCUACAACACAACUCCAGUCUACACAAUGCAUCACAAGGGGUUGAUGAUCUCUUGGGAAGCGGAUCAAGUAUUCUCACAAAUCUCAAAGAGCAAAGAGUGACAUUAAAAGGAGUACACAAGAGAAUUCUUGAUGUUGCAAGCACGCUUGGUCUUUCUAAUACAUUGAUAAGGCUGAUUGACAAGAGAGGUACCCAGGACAAAUGGAUAGUAUUUGGUGGAAUUGUAAUCACAUGUAUAAUCAUGUUCCUGGUAGUGAAAUAUCUCACAUAACUUUAUGAUCUAUAUGGGUUGAAGCAGAGAUUUUAAUUACAAUAAUUAGUUAUUUCAUAUAAAUGCAGAGUACAAAGUUAAGUUUGCUAACGGUGAAAAUAUAGUGUAAUUAAUAUUUUAGUAAAUUUAUAAAAAUGCAAUCUGUUAUUCUGAGUGAAUUUGCCUCUCUGGAUUUCAAAAUUCUAUUAUACAUAUCUCAAACCAGAUUUUUAAAAUUUGCACGCAUUGGUAAUUUC
Molecule: messenger RNA, 1010 nt
Organism: Dendronephthya gigantea
Lineage: Eukaryota; Metazoa; Cnidaria; Anthozoa; Malacalcyonacea; Nephtheidae
Product: Golgi SNAP receptor complex member 2-like
Exons: 7
Coding region: 127-774 (215 amino acids)
Biological process (GO): vesicle-mediated transport; vesicle fusion
Cellular component (GO): Golgi apparatus; late endosome membrane; SNARE complex
Molecular function (GO): SNAP receptor activity; SNARE binding
Source: RefSeq, a predicted model, not a curated record